Teleopsis dalmanni is the source of this 1303-nucleotide messenger RNA. RefSeq lists its product as uncharacterized. The record is from RefSeq and is a predicted model, not a curated record. The transcript is spliced from 6 exons. Bases 1 to 1266 code for a protein of 421 amino acids. NCBI's taxonomy places the organism in Eukaryota, Metazoa, Arthropoda, Insecta, Diptera, Diopsidae.
AUGAUGGGCUGUAGUUCAUCAAUGGAUACAAGCAACAUAACUGAGGAACCUGUUAAUGGAUUAGCGCGUUGGCAACAAAUGUCUGCAGAUCCUGUGAGUAUCGUUAAAGAAUAUGUGAGACUAGAUGAAAAAAUCAGUAAGCUAGAAUCUACUUGCCCUGGUCCACGUAUGGCUACAGCCGAAGCCUGGGUUGAACAUUUACAAACCAAACGUAAUAGUUUACUUGGUAUGGAUGGCAUGGAAGUUGUGCCAAAAGUGCAACAGCCAAAGGACGAACUUAGUCCAUUAGCCGCACAACGUAAUUCGAAUGAGGACAUUUUAGUUGUGGAUGCAUACGAUACACCAACAACAGCUCUCCACGUAGCAGCGAAUCCCACACCAUUUGCUACGAAACAACAAAACGGCGUUGUACCAAUCGGUAAUGGUGUAGGCGUAGUGGCACGCCAUGGAAAUGACAUUGUAACUAACACACCCACACAGGACUUAGCUAACUUAGCCCUGAAUCUGGGCGUGGUUGGUGAUGUAAAUAAGGCUUCCACGCAUGAAGAUUUCUUUGCAAAUCUUAGCGAAUCAGCAUUGCAUCUUAUAUCUCUCAGAUACUUUACGGAGAUUUUAGAUCAUACGAAAGUACGACUGAAAGCACACAUGGAAAGUUAUGCUGCUCUGAAUGAAUUAUACGUAAAUCAGGACGGUAUUAUCGCUUUUAUUAGCGGUGGUACAUAUAUGAGUCGAUUGGAAGAAAGUCUCGAUAGUCAAUUAGAAACUGCACGAGAUGUACGUGAUAAAUUGGGAAGUGCCCUGGAACAGUGGCACAUAUGCGGUACACUCCUGCGUGCAUGUGCUAACUCAGCUACUCAAUGUCUACACCAAUGGCGCAAAGUGGCAAAAAUUGUUAAUCCAAAAGACAAGAUACAGGCUGCCUUAGAAUGCAGAAAUACAUUACAAGCUUCCUUGAUAUCACUUGAGUGUGCACAGCUAUCGUUGCCACAUGUCGAAAUAAAAUACGUCAGCAACCGUCAAAUAUUAGCCGUAAAGCAUUGCAAUGUUUAUAUUAUAACCGAUAUUGCAAAUCUUGCAAGAUAUGAGCACACUUCCAAAGUACUUGCGGCCUAUGAAAGCAACAUGUCAAAAGGCUCAACGUGGUUGUAUGAAACAUUCAAUAAAACUUUACGUAAGGAUUUCGAUAAAGCUGAAGAAACUGUACGUAACUUGUCGAAAACAUUGAGAGAACAUAGAGAGGAAAUGUUUACGGCUGCACGCAGUUAGUAAAUAAGUCUCUGUACUUCUAAAAAUAUAUUUUUAA